AAUCCUCCACUGCUCACAUCCGGGCUACGAACCAUGAGCAAAGACGUGGAAUGUUAGAUUUUUUUUUUUCUCCUCAGCCGCCGUAAUGAUGAAGUAAAAAGCACCAUGAUUGGUGGAUUGCGAGGGACAAGAAACAUAAAACCGGAGGAUUAGCUUUAGCACUCGGAUCCAAACGGGACAAACGCGAAAAAAACAGCGAAUCCAAACAGCGCGAGUGGCUCCUGAUGGCACAAAGGCGUUCCACUUGCUUCUGAUACAUGUAAGGUAUUUCAAAUAAAAUACAACGCUCAGCAUCCACACAAGUAGCUAACAGUACACAAUGGUCUCUCGCAAUAUUUUGCUCUCAUACAAACAUAGAGCGGCGCGCCUUGCUUGACAGCUCGGCAUCCAAUAGCAGGAAGCGCGCACCAGGCUGCGCUAAGCGUCAGCCAAUGGGUAACGAAAUAAUACGGGCCCAAACAAAGUUAGGCUGUUGUUUCAGGCGACCAGCGCUAAACUUCACCAAAUAAUAGCUGUUUGUGUUUUGGGUGAUGCAGUAGCCAUUUUAGCAUUUCCUGACAUUUCAAUCCUGGCUAAAGACAUCACCACGGCAAUAGGGGAGUUCCUAGCUGCAGAUGUGAGACCACAUGGUAUAGUGGAGAAUGAAGGAUUCAAAAACAUGCCUAGAGCUACACAGAUUUACCUGACUUGGACAGCAUAACUAGAUGUCUGCCACGCACAUUUUAAUGCACACUUCAGCUACUUCAGCCACCACUGCCUCUGAGCAGAAUGCACAAACCACUUUUUCCAUAGGCCACUUUGGCAAGGAGCAGAUCCGAAUCAUUGAUGGGCCAUCUAACCACUGCGUGGCUCAUGCAAAGCUCUCCGGGAUGAGGGAAGUAGUCCAAGGGUCUAGCAGCCUCAGUCCCAACCUUUCUGUUUCACCAGUCAAUAGCGAGGAGGAUGAUGGAGGAGGUGGGCCCAGGGUGAGGAAAAAACGAAAAAAAAAAGACAAGAAAGACACAAGAGAGGACAGAGAGUGCGACAUUAGACCAAAGAAAAAGAAGGUACAGAAAGAAGGGAAGCGGCUGCUCCUGAAGAAAUCGAAAGCACUGAAGGAGCUAAAAGAGACAAAGAAGGUGGAGGGGAAGGUAGUAAAGGAUCCUAAAAAGGUCAAGAAAGUUCAAGAGAUCAAGUCAAAAACACAGGGAAAGGAUGUGACCUCCCCACCAAGGCAACGUGGGAGGAAGCCGAAAGAGCAGAGUGUUGUACCCCUGGAGAAAAGGAAAAAAGGGAAGCGGAAAAAUGAUGCACCGCAGGAGGCAGCCGAGAGUGAUGAUACGGCCUCACUUUGUACACUGGCUACAGGAGGAGAAGAGAGCACUGACCCUAUGGACAACACUAAGAGGAGAUCAGGGCGUCAGGUGAAGCGCAGGAAGUACAAUGAAGAUCUAGAUUUUAAGGUUGUGGAUGAUGAUGGUGAGACCAUUGCUGUGCUGGGAACAGAGCGAAUUCCUCCUAUCUCCUCCUCUACCCUUGCUUGGCAAGCAGAGGAACCCCCUGAAGAUGAAGCCAACAUCAUUGAAAAGAUUCUCUCUGUGCGGACAAUUAAGAAGGAGACAUUCCCUGGAGAACCAGUUGAAGAGUCAGAGGAGUUUUAUGUGAAGUACAGAAAUUUUUCUUACCUUCACUGUAAAUGGGCAACAUUGGAGGAGCUGGAAAAGGACCCGCGCAUUCACCAAAAAAUCAAGCGCUUCAGGAACAAACAUGCACAAAUGAAGCACAUUUUCUCAGAGCUCGAUGAAGACCUCUUUAAUCCAGACUAUGUUGAAGUAGAUCGGGUUUUGGAGAUUGCGAUCACUACAGACACGGAAACUGGAGAGGAGGUGACACACUACCUGGUAAAGUGGUGUUCUCUGUCGUAUGAGGAAAGCACUUGGGAACUACAGGAGGAUGUAGACCCUGUGAAGAUUCGUGAGUUUGAAGAGCUCAAGAAAAUACCAGAACUCACACCUGUUGAGAGGCCUUCACCAGAGCAAUGGCAAAAGCUUGAACAGUCUCGUGAAUACAGAAAUGGCAACCAACUCAGAGAAUACCAGCUAGAAGGCAUGAAUUGGCUUCUUUUCAAUUGGUACAAUAGGAAAAAUUGUAUCCUAGCUGAUGAAAUGGGCCUCGGAAAAACCAUCCAGUCCAUAACAUUCCUCUAUGAGAUCUUCCGUAUGGGUUUGAGAGGUCCCUUCCUAAUCAUUGCUCCUCUCUCCACCAUUACAAACUGGGAGAGGGAGUUCCGCACAUGGACGGAGAUUAAUGUAAUUGUUUAUCAUGGUAGCCAGAUCAGCCGCCAGAUGAUCCUGCAGUACGAGAUGUAUCACAGAGAUGAACAGGGAAACAUAAUGCCUGGCCUGUUUAAGUUUCAUGGUGUAAUCACCACAUUUGAGAUGAUCAUGGCUGAUUGCCCUGAACUGAAAAAGGUUAAUUGGCGCUGUGUGGUGAUUGACGAAGCCCAUCGACUGAAGAAUCGUAACUGUAAACUGCUGGAAGGACUCAAACUCAUGAACUUGGAGCAUAAAGUGCUCCUUACAGGUACACCUCUACAGAACUCUGUGGAGGAGCUCUUCAGUCUGCUCAACUUCCUGGAGCCAGUGCAGUUUCCCUCAGAGAGCACAUUCCUUGAGGAGUUCGGAGAUCUGAAAACUGAGGAGCAGGUUAAGAAGCUUCAAGCAAUUUUGAAGCCCAUGAUGCUGAGGCGGCUAAAGGAUGAUGUGGAGAAGAAUUUGGCCCCCAAAGAAGAAACCAUCAUUGAGGUGGAACUCACCAAUAUCCAGAAGAAAUAUUACCGGGCCAUCUUGGAGAAAAACUUUACCUUUCUGGCAAAGGGAGCCAACCAGCACAAUAUGCCCAACCUCAUCAACACUAUGAUGGAGCUACGCAAAUGCUGCAACCAUCCAUAUCUCAUCACAGGUGCUGAAGAAAAGAUUCUGGAUAGCUUUAGGAAAACCCACAAUCCUGAUGCACCAGAUUUCCAGCUCCAGGCUAUGAUCCAGGCUGCUGGGAAAUUGGUGCUUAUUGACAAGCUGCUGCCCAAACUCAUUGCUGGAGGACAUAAAGUGUUGGUGUUCUCCCAGAUGGUUCGGUGCCUAGACAUACUAGAGGACUACCUCAUUCAGAGAAGGUACACAUAUGAGCGUAUUGACGGGAGAGUCAGAGGGAAUCUGCGACAAGCGGCUAUUGAUAGAUUUUGUAAGGUGGACUCGGACCGCUUCGUCUUCCUGCUGUGCACAAGAGCCGGGGGGCUGGGCAUCAACCUCACCGCUGCAGAUACCUGCAUCAUAUUUGACUCGGACUGGAACCCACAGAAUGACCUGCAGGCCCAAGCUCGCUGUCAUCGGAUUGGCCAAAGCAAAGCUGUGAAGGUUUAUCGUCUUAUUACACGCAAUUCAUAUGAGAGGGAGAUGUUCGACAAAGCCAGUCUAAAGCUGGGAUUGGACAAGGCUGUUCUACAGGAUAUUAACCGCAAAGGCAGUCUAAAUGGGGUACAGCAGCUGUCUAAGAUGGAAGUGGAAGAUCUCUUGAGGAAAGGUGCAUAUGGUGCCCUUAUGGACGAAGAAGACGAAGGCUCUAAGUUCUGCGAAGAAGAUAUUGAUCAGAUUCUGCAACGCCGUACUCAGACCAUCACCAUUCAGUCUGAGGGGAAGGGAUCUACAUUUGCUAAGGCUAGCUUUGUUUCCUCUGGAAACCGAACUGACAUCUCUCUGGAUGACCCGAACUUCUGGCAGAAAUGGGCAAAAAUUGCUGAGCUGGAGAUUGACUCAAAAGAAGAGAAGGAGAGUCUUGUGAUUGAUACACCACGUGUGCGGAAACAAACACGACACUACAACUCAUUUGAGGAUGAUGAGCUAAUGGAGUUCUCAGAGCUAGACAGUGACACAGAGGAGCGUCCCUGUCGUUCACGACGCCUUGGUGACCGCAACAAGCGAUAUCUUCGAGCAGAAUGCUUCAGAGUGGAGAAGAACCUGCUCAUAUUCGGGUGGGGGCGUUGGAAGGACAUACUGAAUCACGGACGUUUUAAGUGGCACCUUACAGAAAGAGACAUGGAAGUGCUGUGCAGAGCACUGCUUGCCUACUGUGUCCGUCACUACAAAGGUGACGACAAGAUCAAGAGCUUCAUCUGGGACUUAAUCACACCCACCAAGGAUGGGCACAAUCAAGCACUCCAUAACCACUCAGGACUGUCUGUUCCUGUACCCCGGGGCCGUAAGGGUAAGAAACUUAAGAACCAGUUAAGUCCUCCUGAGCUAAAAAAUGCUGACUGGCUAGUUCACUGUAACCCAGAAGUAGUACUCCAGGACGACAGCUACAAGAAACACCUCAAACAGCACUGUAACAAGGUGCUGCUGAGGGUGCGAAUGCUCUAUUACCUUAAAGCAGAGGUACUCGGGGAGGCUGCCAAUCAGGCUCUAGAAGGAGUCUCGGCCAGCAAACUAGAGGUGGCCCUGCCGGAAGUUGACUACAUGGAAAUCCCUACUGGUUGGUGGGAUGCUGAGGCAGAUAAAUCUCUGCUUAUUGGGGUACACAAGCACGGGUAUGAGCGGUACAAUGCCAUGCGCGCAGAUCCUCAGCUCUGUUUCUUAGAGCGGGUGGGCAUGCCAGAUGUCAUCGCACUUACGGCAGAGCAGGGUGGUGCUGAGGCUGCGCCAGAUGUAACAGAUAGUGUAAUCAAGAGCAAUGAUAUAAAAGAAGAAGUAGACGGUAAGCCAGAGGGAAUAGAGGACAAAGAAGAGAAAAAGCAGGCAAACUCUUUCUCAGAGGACACAGUGAAACAUGACAGUUCUCUUGGAGUGACUCGUCCAGAUGGAUUAGCUGAGGAGGUAGUGGAGCAAGGUCAGGCACUAUGGCCGACAGCAUCUGCUCUUACAGCAAGGUUACGACGACUUAUCACUGCCUAUCAGCGAUACACACGCCGUGAACCAUUUCGUCAUGAAAUUCUCAUGCAUGAGGGCAUUGGGCCUGUUGCCUGGCAACUGGGUGAGGAGCUACGACGCUGUACGACAAAUUCUGAUCCACUUUUCCUUGAGUGGCAAAGAAGGUGGACACGCCGUGAACAAGCUGAUUUCUAUCGUACUGUGUCCUCAUUUGGUGUGGUGUAUGACCCAGAGAAGAAGGUUUUUGACUGGCGCCAGUUCCGUAUCUUUGCUCGUUUGGAGAGAAAAACAGAUGAAAGUUUGGAAAGAUAUUUUUGGAGCUUUGUGUCUAUGUGUCGUACUGCCUGCAGACUGCCACCAAGGAAAGAUGAAGGUCUGGUUGACCCCACUCUGUGUAUAGAACCCAUUACUGAAGAACGAGCUGCUCGUACAUUGUACCGCAUUGAGCUCAUGCGAAAGGUUCGUGAGCAGGUGUUGAAUCACCCACUCCUAGAGGAGCGGCUGAAGCUGUGUCGUCCUAGUCUUUACUUGCCUGUUUGGUGGGAAUGUGGGAAACAUGACCGUGAUCUUCUCACUGGUGUAGCCAAGCAUGGCCUUAGCCGCACUGACUUCUACAUAUUGAAUGAUCCUCAUUUGUCUUUCCUGGAGACCUACCGUAACUACAUCCCGAAAGAAAACCAUGGAAACCCAGUGUCAAGCUUGCCCCAUCAACACUGCUAUCUGGGACACUGCCAUUCUCCUCAGCCCACAGAGUAUCAUCAUACCCUCUUACACUCCUCACAAAUACACCAGCACAUGCAUGCGCAUGGACAUCACCAAGCCUCAGAAGUAGUAGCAGCAUCAGAAUCAGAAAGCACUUUGACUAUGCCUGCAAACUCCAGGGAAAACUUCUUGGACUGCCCCACAAUUAAUGACUCUUUGGAUCUUGGGUCUCUACAGCAUGAAGGCUUGACCUCUGGCUCCCUCCAUAGCAAAACUAGCAAAGAACCGUUCAAUGGAUUUCCAUUUAAUUCUGCCUCAGCUGGUCAGAGUAUGUUAAAUUCAUAUGAUGUACAAGGAGACAUUACUGGGGCACAAGGAGACAUGACUGACUCUAUAGAUGGGAAACUUCGAAAUGACGUUCUUGUGGGAGAACAGGGGUCCUCAGAGGAGACUGGGUUAAUGGCCCCUUCAGUGGAACUAGAUGAACUUCAGACCCCGUGGGGAAGCUCAGAUCAUGCUGAAACCUCUGAUAUUUUCAAUGAAGGUGAUCCUAUCUUGGGGGAGCCUUCACUGGAAACAGAAUUCCUGGACCCUCCUCAGUCUGAAGAUGGACAGGAACGGGAGGAUCCACUUACAGGCUGUUUAAGCAUACCAAGUUCUGACUCACAGAGUGACCAUGUAGAACCACUAGCACCAAGCUUCAUGUUGUUCAAAGAUCUAAAUGCUGGAGAGACUUCCAUGGAACAGCCAGAUUUAUCUGCCAGUCCACCUGAAUAUGUUGCUCCCCAACCACUUGCACUUUCAGAUGUAGGCAUUGACCAAGCAGGGUCCAUUAGUGAGGAGCUAGAAACAAAGCUGGGUGAUUCUGACAUCACACAUUGUAACCCUAGUUCAGAAGAUAGAGCAGAACAUGUAGAAUAUCACUUUAAGAAAGAGGAAACUUCCCAUGGUGGCCAUAGUAAUUUGGAAACUGAUCAGAGGCUAAAGGAAAUUGAAAGCAAAACAAAUAAUGUGCCCUCUGUAGAAACUCUGAUGGAAAAUCACUUGGAGCCCCUGAAGGUAGUGUGCAACAUGCCAAGUGAGGAACAGCUGAAGGAUCAUUGUCAAGUGUACUUGGAAGAAUCUUGUGAAAAACUCCUAAUGGAGCCAGAUAAAGUGCCCUUAACAGAACCUUAUGAUAUACCAUGCAAAGGGACCCUGGAGGAACUACUUGAAGGAUCCCCCAAUGACCCAAGUGAAAAAUUGUUGGUAAAAGAAGCUUCUGGAAAACCCCUUGAAAAUUCUUUAGAACUAGUAGAGAAUAGUCCAGCCAACCCCACACUCUCCCCCCAUACUUUGCCUUCUUCAUUUCCGUUGUUUCCCACCUUUCCCACCCCAGUACCAGACCACUCUGUGUUCCCAGACCCUGAGGCUGACCAUGACAUAAAACAGGAGUUACUCUUGGGUUCAAUAGAGUCAGAGGUCAAACCCAAACCUGACAGCACCACAAUGACCCCACACCUGGAACAGGCUGCUGAUGUGGAAGUGAAGGAUGAGAUGAAGGAAGAAGAAACAAAGACAACAGCUUUAUUGGGGGAUAGUUUUGUUGAGGCACCACAGUUUGAUCCAUCCAUAUGUGAGGUGGCAGGCAGUCUUCAUGAUCCAAAGGAGCCAACCAUUGCUCGACUGCUACAAGAGAAACCCCAUUACACAUUCUCCGAGUGGCCCAAGGACAAAGUUAUCAUCAACCGCAUUGACAGUAUUUGCCAAGCCAUCUUAAAGGGGAAGUGGCCUUCCCCCAGUCAGCAGUAUGAAUCUCCCAACUCAGUUGUCAACACCUGUCUGUCCAACAGUGCCCAGCAAAGGGCAGGGUUUUUACCAGCAAGAAUACCUCUACCUCAAGACCUUAACUUAAACAUUCCACACUCAAUACCCCAUAUACACAAGGAACGGUUAGUAACACCUGCAUUUCUUUCUGAACUCAAGCGUUCCAAGUGUGGGUUUAACACGGAGGUUCCUGUCAAACCAAUCGAUCUUGGAGAAAAAAUCCAACGUGGCAUCUCCCACCAUGGGGGUGCCCUCCUCCUAAAUGGUUGGCAAGAAGCUGCAAUGGAUCUGUCUAAGGCAACAGAAAUUGCAUUUGGUAGGGAGGCUGAAUCUAUGAGACAUGUGACCCAUGCUGUCCAAUCAGCACCUCACAAAAUGCCUAACCUAAGCUCCAUGGAGGGCUUGAUGGGAUUGGACAUGGCGGGUAUUCUGCAAGCAGGACUUGUACACCCUGUUACAGGGCAGAUUGUUAAUGGCAGCCUUCGUCGUGACGAUUCAAUAAUGAGGAGGAGGAGAGGUCGAAGGAGAAAUGUGGAAACACUUGACCUUGGAUUGGUGAAGGAACGAGACAUAAAUUUAAGUAAAGCAAAGGGGCAGCCAGAGACUAUCAACCAGCCCAUUGUGUCCUCCACCUCCUCUCAGCCUGACUGCCCCACCCAUCCCGCUUCUGUACCCCCUCCCUCAGAGUCACUGACCAUGAGUGUUGACAGAGAGGCAGCCAGUAAAGGCCUGAUGGAAUGGCUCAGACAGAACCCAAGCUACAGAAUGGAGCUUCCUGCUUUUUCAAUGUCUCAGACUGCAAGCAUGUUGCACAGUUUUGCUGAACGUCCGAAGCAGAGGAGGCACCGUUGUAAAGACCCUACGAAGUUGGAUGUUAAUUCCCUGACUGGUGAGGAGAGAGUCCCAGUAGUGCACCGGAACACAGGUCGCAGGCUGGGUGGUGCAAUGGCCCCAGCCAUUAAGGAGCUCUCUCAAUGGCUAGAUGCAAACUUAGAAUACUUUGUGGCUCCUGACUGGGCAGAUGUGGUGAAGCAUUCAGGUUUCCUCCCAGAAGGAAAGUUCACCCGGAUUCUCACGGAGCCAGUGAAUCGAGAUCCUAGCACACGUCGUAGAGGUAGAAGACCCCGCAGUGAGAUGCCCAAAGCUCCUGAGCUUCCUGCUGGCAUUGGACCACUCUUUAUGAAUGAUGGGCUUAUUGGCAUGGACUUGGUUAACUUACCCAACCUCCGCAAUGUCCCUGGCAUUCCGAUAAGUGGGCUCAUGGGCUUUCCACCUGGUUUGGCUACAGCCCUACCAGGAGAAGAUGCUAAGAAUGGCCUAAGUAUGCUACCUAUGAUGCUCCAUAGUAUGUCAGCAGUGCAACCACCCAUGUAUGGCACUCAUUUAAGUGGAAUGAUAAACCAGUCACUAUCGGCUACAGCCUCCACAGUAACCACAGCUGCCAGCUCCUCCAGCACGGCAACAGUGACUUCCAUAUCCUCUGCCACUGUGGCCUUAAGCCCUAGCCCUGCAGUCAGCUCCAGCACAGCAGCUUCUAAAGAGAGAGCCAGCCCUGAACCUAGUACUGAAAGACGGAGCACAGAUGAGAGAACGCUAGGAGAGAAUGAGAAAAAAAUGUUACCUGCUGUUCCCAGUCCCACUGUUACUAGCAGUUCUGCUAGCAUUACAAGCAGUGGGAGCCAUUUGACCUUCAACCCCUUUUUGAUCCCAGGAAUGCCUCAUGGAUUACUGUAUCCCCAUAUGUUCCUGCCACAUGGCAGUAUUAUGGCACUUCCAUCAGCAUCAGAUAGCACUGGCAUUACUAAGCAGAAGAAAAAGAAAAUUAGGGAUGAAGGAAGGGUGGAAGACAAUGGUUUAUUGGAGGUACAGGAUGGGGAGAUGAAGGGUAUGAGGGAUAUAGAGACACUGGAGAGUAAGCAUAAAGAGGGCAGGCUGGAAGAAUCUUUGCCAGCUGUGGACACCAGUAAGGUUACAAGUAAUGAUGCUAGUGAUCCCCCAUCUGUGGUCAACACAGCCAAAGCAGUAGAGGAAAUAAAAGGAGAGGCAGAGAAAACAAUAGAGUGCAGCAUGCCUGUGCCAAAAGAGGAUGGCUUGGAUGUAACACAGGAUGUGUAGUAGACUCUGCUGUCCAGUGAGCAACAGUAUCUUUGUGUUGUGUUGGUAAAAGUUUGUGUAAAGAAAUUUGAUUAUCAACUUCUUAAUGUUUAUAGAUCUGCUGCAUAAUCAAAACAGGUGAAUUCUCUGACAUACCCCUUAUCAAGAGUUUGCUGAAAUUACCAUAAAGUAAUAGCAUGCACUCACUUGCAUUUCACUACCACAAGAAUACCCAAUAAACAUCACUUUGAAUGUGAAGAUGUCACCCUUGCGUCAUGGAAAUGGGUCCUGAGGUCACCUGCCUUGUUCUGGUUGUGUAUGGCACACUUAGCCCAGUGUUAGAAGUGACUAACACUAACAAAGGAUGUCAUCAAAAUGAUCCUGCUUUCUUUCUUUCUUUUUUCCUACUGGACGCAAUCCACACACAAUUCCCAAGUUCCAGGGAAGAGUCAGAAAAUGGCUGAAGUUGAUGACAGGUGUUGUGAAAUGACAUGACAGUCUUGUCUUUAAUUUAUGGUGCUUACAGGGUUAUAGAAAAAAAAAACAUGCUCAUUUGCUUUCAAAAUGAAUUGAUUAGAUUAUUCAUAGAAAUACUUGUAAACAUUUCACAUUUGUAUUAAAAGCCCACUCCCCAUGGGUGGAUUAUUAGCAGAAUUGCUGCUCUUACUCUUAUGAUGGACAACACUAGUUGCACAUCACUAGUUGCUUGCUGCUAAAUUCUAGGAGCAGAACAUUUAUGAAUAAGUAGAAAGCUAUACAUAAAUACAAAGUGCAAAAUGAGUGCAGUUGAACCAUAAGAAUAGAGAAGAAAACAGUGCUUAACAUUUAUAACAAAGAACAAUCCAGAAAUUUGGGGGUGGGGUGGGGUGGGGGCGCAUGGAGGUGGAAUAUAUUUGCCCAGUGUCAUUCUAACACCCCAGAGAUGCCGUGAGAAUUAUUUCAAUUAAGGGUGGAGUGGUCUUGGAUUUGACAAGGCGUCAUUAGGAUUUCAUGUGUUGAUUCCUAGUGAAUCUUAGUACCUCUAUACCUUAGUACCUGUAGGUAUGGAGCCACUGGGUGAAGAUUGUGUUUGAACAUCUCAUUCAUAUGAACACUAUUAGUGAAAUUAACAUUUCAUUGUUAACUGAUAUCAUUGCUGUGUUUUGUCUUACAUGUAGAGUAAAAGCGCCCAGAGUUGAUGAGAAACUGUUUCUGGGGAAGAAGGCCUUGCUUAAAUGCUUUUGUCUGACCUGAUGCAUCUGAAAAUAGUGUAGAGUAGUAUCUGUCAAGAUUUUUUUAAAAACAUGUAAAUUUAUAUAGCUGUAUAUUGCUGUUACUUUUGUUUAAAAGCACACUAUUUUUUAUCGUCAUUAUGCCAUUGGGAGAAACUGUAAAUCAGUGCUAGUAUUUCUUGUAUCUACCAAUAUUGUACACUAGAUGGACACCCAAGACUUUUUGUUGACACAUUUUUCUCUCCAAAUCUCACAGCAGGGUCUUUUUUUUUUUAAGUUCCUUAGGUUAUAUUACUUUUCUAUGCCUAACAUUCUUGAAUUCACUUUCUUAACAUUGUUUUUGAUGUGAAAACAUUUUGCACGGUCCUUAUGGUGAAUAUUUAUCUGGAACUGUAUUCUGUCUUAUAUGCGUUCUUAUUUCUUCUGUUUAUUGUAUAGAUGUUUGUGUGGACACAUGUACAUACAUGUCUGUUCCUGCAGAGGACAGUUUUCAUCCAUGUAAACUUGAACAUUAUAUUUCUCAUCUAUACCCAGUCUUCUUUUUGUGUUACAUUUUUUUUGUUGCCUUGUCACUUCUUAGAACUCUGUACUAUCUUUUUUUGCCUUACUAAUCACCAAAUAUAAAUAUGCUAUUUCAUUUGA
Pangasianodon hypophthalmus (striped catfish) is the source of this 11356-nucleotide messenger RNA. RefSeq names its product chromodomain helicase DNA binding protein 6 (gene chd6). The transcript is spliced from 38 exons. Gene Ontology annotation, molecular function: ATP binding; protein binding; ATP-dependent chromatin remodeler activity. The record is from RefSeq and is a predicted model, not a curated record. The coding region runs from base 705 to 9524 and encodes 2939 amino acids. NCBI's taxonomy places the organism in Eukaryota, Metazoa, Chordata, Actinopteri, Siluriformes, Pangasiidae.